Elgaria multicarinata webbii is the source of this 1251-nucleotide messenger RNA. Its product is annotated as CMRF35-like molecule 7. The coding region runs from base 98 to 754 and encodes 218 amino acids. The transcript has 5 exons. NCBI's taxonomy places the organism in Eukaryota, Metazoa, Chordata, Lepidosauria, Squamata, Anguidae. The record is from RefSeq and is a predicted model, not a curated record. Gene Ontology annotation, molecular function: transmembrane signaling receptor activity. Gene Ontology annotation, cellular component: plasma membrane.
GAGGCUGCAAGAUUUGUUGUUGAGAUGCAAAUGAAACAAGCUCUGUGAAGCCCCCUCAGAGGAACCACAUUCUCCAAGAAGGACCUCAACAAGGACCAUGAGGCUGUCCUGUGGCUUAAUUUGGACCCUUUUCCAAGUUUGCUGGGCGCUUGAGGGGCCGGACACAGUGAUCGCGCCUCUCGGUGGCUCAGUGGCUCUGCAAUGUAAAUAUGGAAGGGGUGAUGAAGAAGCGGUGAAAUACUGGUGCAAAGAAGCAAGAUUGAGAUUCUGUUCAAGUGACCAUAUUAUCCAAACAACAGGCUCAGAGGCAGAAGUGAAGUGGAAAAGAAUGUCCAUCAAAGACAACCAUACAUUUCGCGAAUUCAGUGUGAGCAUGGUGAACCUCACAAAUGGAGAUGCCGGGACAUAUCUUUGUGGGGUGGAGAGGAGCUACGACAUCUGGCACAAAGUGGAAUAUAUGUUCUUCUCUGCAGAUUUUUCUGUCUCAACCCAUUUUAGAAGCAUGGAACAAACAACAGAAGAACCAGGUGGAGUAACCAUAGUUCCUGAAAGAAUCCAGCCCAGCAACACUGAUUUACUGUUUCUGGUCCUCUUGAAAAUUCCCGUCUUCCUAGCCAUGAUAGUUGCUAUAGUCUGGGUGCAUGCAUGGUACAGAACAGGUAGAAGCUCUGACACCAAACUUCCAAAGACACGAGAAGAGCAUCAAGCAGCCACAUCAAAAGGAGUUUAUCAAGACAAGAAGACUGUCCUCUAACUCCAUGCACAGAAGGCAUGCGACUAGUACUUGACGAUGGAUCCAGCUGCCCUCUCGCUGGCUGCCUUAUGAAAUAAGAGGCUUUGGAUUGAGUCAACACAAGAGGAAAGCAAAGCAUCAAUUCAGAAUACUUCUACUUUACCAAAGUUGGAAAACAGAACACCCACAUUCUGAAUAGUUUAAUCACUUAUCAGAAAGAGGCCCAUGCUAAAGGAAUUGUGUCAAUUCAAAUACUUAGCAGAGGUUAAACUGGAGUUUUUAGUUUUUCCCAUUUGGUGUGCAUUGCCUUGACUCUAUUUCCUACCUAUGAUCCACAUCUUACCUCACUUUAAUCUCCUGAGCAGAUGUAUUAUCUACACUUGCAAAGUCCUUUCAAUAAAUAUUGCUCAAUUACAUCGUUGCACUACAAGCCACAAAGACCCUUUGCUGGCAUAGUAACACCACCUUCUUCCCUUUUCAAACAAAUUCAUUUCUAGUCUGUAAAACUACCAGCACAU